AUGAUUGCUCGCCGUUUACAUAUUGCCAGAAUGCUCAAAAACCCCAAAAAAUGCUCGUAUUUUUUAAUUGAGCACCCAAGUGAGCCCAUCAUCAUUCCACUGUCAAUUUUUAUAACAUCGCUGUCAACUUUUAUCAAUUUGAUUGGAUUUUAUGUAAUUGUGAAAAAAUCUAAAAAGGAAACAAGACUGUUCAGAUUCACACUUUUCGGAGUUCAGUUUUCCCUCUGGAUUUCUCAAGGCUUCUGGGCAAUUUUCCUGAACACUCUGGCAUUUUUCCCAUUUCCGGCUCUUUCGGCGAAUAGUUUUUUCGGCAACGAUGGCUCAAUUCACAAUUUGUUCUAUGUCUGGGUGCUCUUGUUGAGCAUUUUUGCUGUAUUUCUAGUUGGCCAACUAAUUGUUCGCCACAGAAUGGUAGUCCGGCACGACAGUAUUUUUAAUUUUCCCCGAUGGUUCUACAUUAUUUUGUUAGCUGGCGGCUGGUCAGUUAUGAUUUCCAUAAUUCUACUAGCGUGGACAUAUUGUGACUCCGCGGAAAUUGCAAAAUUCGAGUAUGUUCGGCAAAACUUUCCCAGUUGCCUGAAGGUGUUCGAUUUGUCUGGAGUGCUAGUUAUCACCAAUGUUUUGGCACUUUACGCGAUGCUCGGCCUAAUGGUUAUAGUUGGCCUGGGAGCCGAAAGUGCCUACGCCGUUUCCAGUUUUCUGAUGCUUUUCGAAUUAUUUAAACAAACGAGCAAAAUGAGCAAGAAUGCAUUUGCACAUAUGAAAAAAGUGGUUGUAGACACUAUUGUGCAGAUUCUCAUCAAGUCCCUAUUUAUCUCUACAUGGGCAUUCUGGAUUGUUAUAUCCUACUUUGUUGAUAAGAACGUUGACACAAGAGCUGCGUCCACAAUCAUCAACUCGCUGUUCGUAGCCGCCCCGAUUCCCGGAACUAUUUCGAUGAUGGUUCAAAAUGCUAGCUACCGAAAAUUUAUAACCGAAACCAUAUUGCGCAGAAAACGUUCCGAAGUCAAUCCGUACCAAUCUACACUUCCAGGCCGUCUUUGA
Molecule: messenger RNA, 1044 nt
Organism: Caenorhabditis elegans
Lineage: Eukaryota; Metazoa; Nematoda; Chromadorea; Rhabditida; Rhabditidae
Gene: W02H5.11
Product: G_PROTEIN_RECEP_F1_2 domain-containing protein
Exons: 6
Coding region: 1-1044 (347 amino acids)
Source: RefSeq, marked reviewed